Molecule: messenger RNA, 471 nt
Organism: Penicillium argentinense
Lineage: Eukaryota; Fungi; Ascomycota; Eurotiomycetes; Eurotiales; Aspergillaceae
Product: dihydrofolate reductase
Exons: 3
Coding region: 1-471 (156 amino acids)
Biological process (GO): folic acid metabolic process; tetrahydrofolate biosynthetic process; dihydrofolate metabolic process
Cellular component (GO): mitochondrion
Molecular function (GO): NADP binding; dihydrofolate reductase activity
Source: RefSeq, a predicted model, not a curated record
AUGUCAUUCUUCGCCCGCGUAACCUCCAGACCACCGACAGCGGGCACAACGAACGCAAUCAUCAUGGGCCGGAAGACGUACGAGUCUGUACCGGCGUCCCUCCGUCCGCUCGGCAAGCGGAUUAGCGUUGUUAUUACGCGGGAUCGGACAGGCGCUGUGAAGGAGGGUAUUUUGAGAGAACUUGAGGGAGAAAAUGAGCCUCAGACCGAUGCGAUUGUCGAGCCGAGUCUUGAUGCUGCCUUGCAGCGGCUUGAGGGGUACAAGGGGCUGGGCAAGGUGAAGGUUGACGGGGUGAAGGUGCCGUUUGAGUGUGAUACUUUCUUUCCGGUUGAGAGGUUUGAGGAAAAGGAUGGCUGGCGGAAGGCUAGUGCUGAGGAGGUUACGGGCUGGGUUGGGGAGGAGGUUACUGGGGAGUGGAAGUGCGAGGGGGAGGUUGAAGUUCAGAUGGUUGGGUAUGAGAAGGUGCAGUGA